AAAAUCGCUCAACGUGGGACAAAGGAAGAGUGCCCAUAAAAAAUAAAGAAAGGGUCCCUGGAAGAAGAAGAGGAGGGGAGAAGCAAAGCUGUGAGGUUGGGAACUUGGGGUGUUGAUCAGAAGAGGCCGGUGUUGUUUUUGACUGGAACGCGGAAAAGACAGGGAAUCGGAUUCAUGGAUAUCGGAUUUCUAGGACUUGGUAUCAUGGGGAAGGCCAUGGCCAUGAACCUCCUUCGCCAUGGCUUCAGGGUGACCGUGUGGAACAGAACACUGUCGAGGUGUGAUGAACUCGUAGAGCAUGGUGCUUCAGUUGGAGAAACCCCAGCAGCAGUGAUUAAAAGGUGCAAAUACACCAUCGCAAUGUUAUCAGAUCCUUCUGCCUCCCACUCGGUAGUGUUUGACAAGCAUGGUGUUCUUGAAGAAAUAUGCCAAGGGAAAGGAUAUAUUGAUAUGUCAACUGUUGAUGGGAAUACAUCAUCCAAUAUUAGUGAGGCAAUUACUAAAAAAGGUGGGCUAUUUCUUGAAGCUCCGGUCUCAGGUAGCAAGAAGCCAGCCGAAGAUGGGCAGUUGAUUAUUCUUGCUGCUGGAGAGAAGGCAUUAUAUGAUGAAAUUUUUCCUGCUUUUGAAGUUAUGGGGAAAAGGUCAUUCUUCCUCGGUCAAGUUGGAAAUGGUGCAAAAAUGAAACUUGUUGUCAAUAUGAUAAUGGGAAGUAUGAUGAGUGCAUUUUCAGAAGGUUUGGUUCUUGCAGAUAGAAGUGGACUUGACCAACAAACUUUGCUAGAUGUUCUGGAUUUAGGUGGCAUGGCAAAUCCCAUGUUCAAAUUUAAGGGACCUGCAAUGAUCCAGAGAAGUUUCCCUCCAGCUUUCCCUCUGAAGCAUCAGCAGAAGGAUAUGAGGUUGGCUGUUGCUCUUGGGGAUGAACAUGCAGUUUCAAUGCCUGUAGCUGCAGCAGCUAACGAGGUUUUUAAAAGGGCAAGAAGCAUGGGACUGGGUGACAAUGACUUUUCAGCUGUCUAUGAGGCUGUUAAGAACCCAGAUGGUGCAACCCAAAUGUGAAUACUUGUGUGAUCUUACUCAUCAUGAAAGGGAUGCAGUAUUGCGAAGCUGUUUCUGCUCACUUCUGCUUGUGGGCAUGCAGACGUGGACCUUUACUUGGCUCUCUUCCCCAACCCCCAGAACUCACUUUCUACUUGUAUUCAAGAUGUUCAGCACAUGCAUGGUUAAGUAAAGCAGUUGCUUUGUCCCGGUUCCACUGUAUAGUUGCUGAUUUUCAGUAAGUUUUUGUGUGAAAUGAUGCAUCUAUCUGGAGGAUAUGUCCAUUUGGACGUUAUGUUUGCUGUAUAAGUGAACAGUACUUCCAGUUGAUAAUGUGAACGUGGACAAAACGCACUUAUGACAAGACAAUGAAAAUUGGAUGCAUAAUAAUCCUCCUUUA
Molecule: messenger RNA, 1435 nt
Organism: Nymphaea colorata (pocket water lily)
Lineage: Eukaryota; Viridiplantae; Streptophyta; Magnoliopsida; Nymphaeales; Nymphaeaceae
Product: glyoxylate/succinic semialdehyde reductase 1
Exons: 8
Coding region: 175-1056 (293 amino acids)
Cellular component (GO): cytosol
Molecular function (GO): 3-hydroxybutyrate dehydrogenase activity; NADP binding; NAD binding
Source: RefSeq, a predicted model, not a curated record